UGACCUAGGACCCCAGGAAGGGCUGGGCUGCUAGGGCUGUAAGAUGCUUGUUUCGGAAAAAGUGCUUGGGGACGAUCCCCAGGAACCGUGGAAGUCACAGCAGUCCGGGUUCGUGCCCUCUUUCUGGGCUGCAGGGAGGUUUGGAAACCCGCCCACAGAACCCAGGCCGGUACGACGGCGACGAGCGCCAGCCAAUGAGCGUCGGCUCCGGCAGCGCCCAUCCUUACGCACACUCUGAUUGGCUAACUGAUGGCAAGCGCGGAAACGCUUGACUGCUGGAAAGCUCGGCUUGCUUGAGGGCGGAGUACCGCGUUUUCCGACGCCUUAGUAAGGGCGGAAGUAGAUGCCUCAGCGGAAGUGCCUUCUGUAAGGGCGCAGGGCGGUGUGGCCCGGUUGAGGUUCCGUCCCCGCUGGGCUGCCGCCCCAGCUGGACUGCGGCUAUGGAACUCAGCGCCGAAUACCUUCGGGAGAAGCUGCAGCGGGACCUGGAGGCGGAGCACGUGGAGGUGGAGGACACGACCCCCAACCGUUGCGCGUCCAGCUUCCGAGUCCUGGUGGUGUCCGCCAAGUUUGAGGGGAAGCCGCUGCUUCAGAGACACCGGCUGGUGAACACGUGUCUAGUGGAAGAGCUCCCGCACAUCCAUGCUUUUGAGCAGAAAACUCUGACCCCAGAGCAGUGGGCCCGUGAGCAGCAGAAAUGAGGAACCAGGACCUGCACAGCCAUUAAAUUAUAAGUCAGGA
Molecule: messenger RNA, 741 nt
Organism: Lemur catta (Ring-tailed lemur)
Lineage: Eukaryota; Metazoa; Chordata; Mammalia; Primates; Lemuridae
Gene: BOLA2B
Product: bolA family member 2B
Exons: 3
Coding region: 441-701 (86 amino acids)
Biological process (GO): intracellular iron ion homeostasis
Cellular component (GO): cytosol; nucleus
Molecular function (GO): 2 iron, 2 sulfur cluster binding
Source: RefSeq, a predicted model, not a curated record